AUGACAUGCGAAAAGUGCCCGUCCGACAAGCCGGCCCCUGAGCCCGCCCCGGAUCACAACCAGCCCCUUGUUCGACGCGUUCUCCAGAUGUGCACGAGAUUCUUGCCUGAGGGAUCUGCGCUGCUUUCCUCAUCAUGCUGUUGGCUGCCGACGGUCCUCGAUUUUCUCUUUGCAGGGUCGGUUACCGCUGCUGGCGUGGAGUACCUUCGGAAUGCGCUCUUGGCAACCUCCAUCGUGGGACUUGUGUGGGGAGUGCGUCGUGAAGGAUUCUCUCGACGGAUGGUGUGGCGUAUCGUGAUCUGUUUCGGAUUGUUGGCAUGGGCGCAGUAUAAUCGGCGGACGCAGGUGGUGCGUCCUGGAUCGCAUAGUUGUCAUUAA
Penicillium subrubescens is the source of this 378-nucleotide messenger RNA. RefSeq lists its product as uncharacterized. NCBI's taxonomy places the organism in Eukaryota, Fungi, Ascomycota, Eurotiomycetes, Eurotiales, Aspergillaceae. Bases 1 to 378 code for a protein of 125 amino acids. The transcript is spliced from 2 exons. The record is from RefSeq and is a predicted model, not a curated record.